Messenger RNA from Psammomys obesus (fat sand rat), 3573 nucleotides. RefSeq names its product ZFP36 ring finger protein like 2 (gene Zfp36l2). Gene Ontology annotation, molecular function: mRNA binding; metal ion binding. The transcript has 2 exons. The record is from RefSeq and is a predicted model, not a curated record. Lineage: Eukaryota; Metazoa; Chordata; Mammalia; Rodentia; Muridae. The coding region runs from base 262 to 1710 and encodes 482 amino acids.
CCUCGGAGUUCCACCAGUCCGCGAGCUGCCAUCGGCUCGCGCGGGGGGCGGGCCGGGGCGCCGAGCCGCGCUCUCGCUUCUCCUCUGCCCCCCACUCCGCGCCGCGGCCUCCUCCCUCCUCGCCGGCCCCGCAAGCAAACUUUCCGUCCCUCCCCGCUCCUCGCCCGUUAUCCGUCUCGGCUCCAGCCGGUCCGCGCCGCGCCGAGAGCUCCUCCCAAGCUCCCUCGCUUGCAGCGCGGACCAUCACAGGACCCGGGAAAAAUGUCGACCACACUUCUGUCCGCCUUCUACGAUAUUGACUUCUUGUGCAAAACGGAGAAAUCCCUGGCCAACCUCAAUCUGAACAACAUGCUGGACAAGAAGGCGGUGGGGACGCCCGUGGCCGCUGCCCCUAGCUCGAGCUUCACCCCGGGCUUCCUGCGACGCCAUUCGGCCAGCAACCUCCACGCGCUCGCCCACCCCGCGCCCAGUCCGGGCAGCUGCUCGCCCAAGUUCCCGGGCGCCCCUAACGGCGGCAGCUGCGGCUCCGCUGGCGCGGGCGGCCCGUCCUCCUACGGCCAGCUCAAGGAGCCCUCGGGGGGCGGCGGCACGGCGCUGGGCACCAAGGAGAGCAAGUUCCGAGACCGCUCGUUCAGCGAAAACGGCGAGCGCAGCCAGCACCUCCUGCAUCUGCAGCAGCAGCAGCAGAAGGGGGGCAGCGGCUCCCAGAUCAACUCGACGCGCUACAAGACGGAGCUGUGCCGGCCCUUCGAGGAGAGCGGCACGUGCAAGUACGGCGAGAAGUGCCAGUUCGCGCACGGCUUCCACGAGCUGCGCAGCCUCACCCGGCACCCCAAGUACAAGACGGAGCUGUGCCGCACCUUCCACACCAUCGGCUUCUGCCCCUACGGCCCCCGCUGCCACUUCAUCCACAACGCGGACGAGCGGCGGCCCGCGCCGUCGGGGGGGGCCUCCGGGGACCUGCGGGCCUUCGGCGCGCGCGACGCGCUGCACCUGGGCUUCACCCGGGAGCCGCGGCCCAAGCUGCACCACAGCCUCAGUUUCUCCGGCUUCCCGUCGGGCCACCACCAGUCGCCGGGGGGGCUGGAGUCGCCGCUGCUGCUCGACAGCCCCACGUCGCGCACGCCGCCGCCGCCCCCCUGCUCCUCGGCCUCGUCCUGCUCCUCCUCCGCCUCUUCGUGCUCCUCCGCCUCGGCGGCCUCCACGCCCUCGGGCGCCCCGACGUGCUGCGCCUCGGCGGCGGCCGCUGCCGCGGCCGCGCUGCUCUACGGGCCCGGGGGCGCCGACGACCUGCUGCCCCCCGCAGCCCCCUGCGCCUCCUGCUCGGGCACCUCGUGCGCCAACAACGCCUUCGCCUUCGGCCCGGAGCUGAGCAGCCUCAUCACGCCGCUUGCCAUCCAGACCCACAGCUUCGCCGCCGCGGCCGCCGCCUACUACCGCAGCCAGCAGCAGGGCCUGGCGGGGCCCGCGCCGCCCCCCGGCCCGGCCCCCGCGCCGCCCUCGCCGCCCUUCGGCUUCCCGCUGCCGCGCCGUCUGUCGGAAUCGCCCGUGUUCGACGCGCCCCCCAGUCCCCCGGACUCGCUGUCGGACCGCGACAGCUACCUGAGCGGCUCGCUGAGCUCGGGCAGCCUCAGCGGCUCCGAGUCCCCCAGCCUGGACCCCGGCCGGCGCCUGCCCAUCUUCAGCCGCCUCUCCAUCUCCGACGACUGAGGCAAGGGGGCGCCCGCGAGGGGUUGGGAGAGGCGCUGCAGGGGCCACCGGGCGGGGGUGACCGCCGCAGCCCGACCUACGGGCCGCCCAGCACUUGGACUCGAACUGUGCUGGGAGGGACCCCGCCCCUUCCCUUUCGGUUUUCUCUCUUUUUUUUUUCCUUUUUUUUUUUUUUUUUUUUAAAUUUUUAUUAUUAUUACAAGGUUUCAUUCUUGUUGAAAUAAAAGCCAACAGACUUUUUGUAUGAAUGAACAAAAUACAACAGGGCGGUUGUGAUGCGGAUAGAACAAAAGAUGCCAAACACUUGUUUAGGUCUCAGAUGAGUUUGAAACUCUAGUUGAAGAGAAGAGUCAGCCCAGCACCAGCAGCUACCCGCCACCAUUCCAUCUCUCUCACUUGAAAGCCUUAGUUACAGUCCAGAUGUGAUAACUCUUAACCUUGGAAGGGUUCCUGAUGUUUGUCUCAGACCAGUGUGAGCCAGCUGGCUGCCACCUCCUAAACUUAGAAGCUUCUAGAAUUUAAAAUAAUGCCAAGAACAUGCCUUAAUCCGGUAGCUCAUCCCUGUUUGUCGCGGUUGUUUUCCUUGUUUUUUGUUUAACAAAGUUAAUGUGUGUCUGGGGUGGGGGAGCCCUUGCAUUCCAAAGUUUGAUACUGGUCUCAUUGCCACCACUUAGUGGGUGCUUAGCUUAGAACCAUCUCCUCUGCUCUCUGGAAGCCUUGGGCAGAGCUCAGUUCAUAAUUGUUGGGAAAUAAAGUGCUUCAUUUUUAGCUGUUUUGAGUUGAUUUCGCAGGACUGCGCCACAACUCAAUAUGAAAAAACUAUUUAACUUAUUUAUUCUCUUGUGAAAAGUAUACAUUGAGGUUGUUCAUACUGUAUUUAUCAAGUAUGAUGAAAAGCAAUAGAUAUAUAUUCUUUUAUUAUGUUAAAUUAUAAUUGCCAUUAUUAAUCGGCAAGAUGUGGAGUGUAUGUUCUUUUCACAGUAAUAUAUGCCUUUUGUAACUUCACUUGGUUAUUUUAUUGUAAAUGAGUAAGAAAAAUCUUAAUUUAAGAGAUUGUAUGUAAUAUUUAUUUCAUUAAUUUCUUUCCUUGUUUACGUAAAUUUCAAAAGAUUGCAUGAUUUCUUUACAGAAAUCUAUCUAUCUUGAUGCUGUGGAAGUAGUUUGAGGAACAUUUUGAGUUUUUCUUAGAAUGUAAAAUGGUUGCAGCCCAUCCAACUUAAAGAAUGGCCACGUAACUCGCAGUCAGGCUCACGUGGCAUGCUUUUCUAGUUCCAGCUUUAUAGACCAGCAAGGAAAAAAAAAAAUGCUGAUUCCACCAACUCCACUGUGACACUGACAUGUAGCAAUAAUGGGGAAAUGGUCUCAGUGCCUUUAUAGGGCCCGAACUUGCCUUAAAUCUUCCUCAACCAAAAAAGUAUUUCAUUAGUGCUUGAGAGAAUCUGAGUGUCGGAUGGGCUCACCUGCACAAAAGGAAAAGAUCUCUACCACUCUUAUAGCUGUAAAGUGAAGAGGCCAUCUCUUCGUGCUGAAAUGGCCUGUAGGACAUGAAUAUGCCUUGUUUAAUGACAGCCCAAAACUUGUACUUUUUUUUUUUUUCAAUGUAAGGGGGCGGGAAUGUCUCCCCGGCUUUCCUGGACGGCGGAUGAAUGAGCGGUCGCUUAGUUUGUAUGUAGGUACAGUUGGAGCACCGUGUGUGUGUACCCUGGACUACUUUUGACAGAAGUAGGUUUUUGAAUGUAACAAGAUAAGUCAACUUGAGUUGUAAUAUAUUUUGGGGAAUCAGUUCACUACAAAUUGUGACUGUAAACAUUGUACUGUAAAUGUUUUGUAGUUUUCCCCCAAUAAAAUUUUUUGGAAAAAGUU